Molecule: messenger RNA, 4417 nt
Organism: Gadus macrocephalus (Pacific cod)
Lineage: Eukaryota; Metazoa; Chordata; Actinopteri; Gadiformes; Gadidae
Gene: itcha
Product: itchy E3 ubiquitin protein ligase a
Exons: 24
Coding region: 169-2820 (883 amino acids)
Biological process (GO): protein K63-linked ubiquitination; protein K29-linked ubiquitination; ubiquitin-dependent protein catabolic process
Molecular function (GO): ubiquitin protein ligase activity; protein binding
Source: RefSeq, a predicted model, not a curated record
AUGCGUCGUGGUACCGGAAGCUGGCGGGCUGACAAGCUGCUGGCAGCAACCUGUCAACAAUUUUUGUGUGUAGCGAAAAUAAGUGUUGGUCGGCGUGUUGGUGGAACUGGAGGACUUCAUUAUAACGGUCCUUUCUGUGUAUGAUGGCUGCAGUGUAAUGGCACGACCAUGAAGGCUCAGUUACAAGUUACAGUGCUGUCAGCCAAGCUGAAGGAAAACAAAAAGAACUGGUUUGGCCCAAGCCCAUACGUUGAAGUUGCUGUGGACGGACAGUCAAAGAAGACCGAGAAGUGUAACAACACACACAGUCCAAAAUGGAAGCAAGCACUCACAGUCAUCGUUACCCCAUUCAGCAAGUUGAUCUUCCGAGUUUGGAGCCAUCAGACUCUCAAGGCCGACAUGUUGUUGGGAAUAGCAACUCUCGAGAUAAGCAAAGCUCUCAAGGCUAACGACUUGAAAUUAUGUGAGGUGGUGCAGAAUCUGCAGCUUGCCUCGGACAGGGAUCGCCAGGAUGUCGUUGGUGACCUGUCUGUCUUGUUGGAUGGCCUGCAGGUCGACGCAGAGACCUUUACCUCUGCUGAGAGAGAACACGAAGCUGCCUCCAAUGGGAAGGCAAGGCCGAACAGAGAAACCGGAAACAGGUCCAGCCGAGAUGCGUCUCCGUCCAGUGAAUCGGAUGAGUGGGUCAUCGUACCAAACGGCAACGGCGUCAACCAAACGGGUUCUCCAGCUCCCUCUCCAGGGGGCUCGGGGGGCUUACGUCCUCCGAGACCUGCCCGGCCCCCACCACCCACCCCCCGCAGACCAACCGCCUCACCAGCCUCCUCCAACAGCUCAUCCACCUGUGAUGUGAACGAGGUCGCUGCCGUGACCAACGGCGCCACGCUGGGUGCUAUGAGUGGGGCUUCCAACCCACAGAACAGCCCCGGGGGUGCAGCAGCAGCAGCAGCAGCAGCAGCAGCAGCAGCGGUGGGAGAUGGAGGGGAGCCCUCAGUGACCUCCAGUGGUGCUGAACCACCGCCUCCUGCCCCACCUGCUGCAGGCUCCGGCGCCGUCGUCCCAAGAGUCACACCCGUUAGCAACGGGCCCCUGCCGCCAGGGUGGGAGCAGCGGGUAGACCAAAACGGCCGCAUGUACUUUGUUGAUCACAUCGAGAAGAGGACGUCUUGGGAGCGGCCUGAAGCUCUGUCCCCAGGGUGGGAGCGCCGGGUGGACCCCAUGGGUAGAGUGUACUACGUGGACCACAUGACGCGCACCACCACGUGGCAGCGCCCCACCCAGGAGUCGGUGCGCAACUUCGAGGAGUGGCAGCAUCAGCGCAGCCAGCUGCAGGGCGCUAUGCAGCAGUUCAACCAGAGGUUCAUCUAUGGGCUCCAAGAUCAGCUCGCUCCCGCAGCCAAUAAAGAGUUUGACCCGCUUGGACCUCUACCACAUGGCUGGGAAAAGAGAACGGACACUAAUGGCAGAGUGUAUUAUGUUCAUCAUACAAAUCGCACAACUCAAUGGGAGGACCCCAGGACCCAAGGAAGACUGAAUGACAAGCCCCUGCCAGAGGGCUGGGAGAUGAGGUUCACCGUGGACGGUAUCCCCUACUUUGUGGACCACAACCGUCGGACCACCACCUACAUCGACCCCCGCACGGGCAAAUCUUCGCUUGAGAAUGGGCCUCAGAUUACCUAUGUCAGGGACUUUAAAGCCAAAGUUCAGUACUUCCGCUUCUGGUGUCAGCAACUGUCGAUGCCUCAGCACAUCAAAAUAACAGUCAGCCGGAAAACUCUGUUCGAGGAUUCGUUCCUACAAAUCAUGGGAUUCCACCCACAAGAUCUGAGACGACGAUUGUGGAUAAUUUUCCCUGGAGAAGAGGGCCUGGACUACGGGGGGGUGGCCAGGGAGUGGUUCUUCCUGCUCUCCCACGAAGUGCUGAACCCCAUGUACUGUCUGUUUGAGUACGCCGGCAAGGACAACUACUGUCUGCAAAUCAACCCCGCCUCCUACAUCAACCCCGACCACCUCAAGUACUUCAAGUUCAUCGGGCGCUUCAUCGCCAUGGCUCUGUUCCACGGCAAGUUCAUCGACACUGGAUUCUCCCUGCCCUUCUACAAGCGCAUUCUGAACAAACCGCUGGCACUCAAGGACCUGGAGUCAAUAGACCCCGAGUUCUACAACUCCCUCAUCUGGAUCAAGGACAACGACAUCGAGGAGUGCGCCCUUGAGAUGUUCUUCUCCGUGGACAAGGAGAUCCUUGGCGAGGUCACCACCCACGACCUGAAGCCCGACGGAGGCAACAUCCAGGUGACCGAGGAGAACAAGGAGGAGUACAUCAGGCUGGUGGCCGAGUGGAGGCUGUCCAGGGGAGUGGAGGAACAGAGCCAGGCCUUCUUCGAGGGCUUCAACGAAGUCCUUCCUCAGCAGUACCUCCAGUACUUUGAUGCCAAGGAGCUUGAGGUGAUGCUGUGUGGCAUGCAGGAGAUAGAUCUGUCGGACUGGCAGAGGAAUGCCAUAUACAGACAUUAUGCACGCACCAGCAAGCAGAUCCUCUGGUUCUGGCAGUUUGUGAAGGAGAUGGACAACGAGAAGAGAAUGCGACUGCUGCAGUUUGUCACGGGCACCUGUAGGCUGCCUGUGGGAGGCUUCGCCGACCUCAUGGGGAGCAACGGUCCACAGAAGUUCUGCAUCGAGAAGGUCGGCAAAGAAAACUGGCUUCCAAGAAGCCACACAUGCUUUAAUCGUCUGGAUCUCCCCCCCUACAAAAGCUAUGAGCAGAUGAAAGAGAAGCUGAUGUUUGCCAUCGAGGAGACCGAAGGCUUCGGCCAGGAGUAGGAGUAGGAGGUGGAGGACGAAAAUCAGAUUCAAGUUCCAGGCUUUCUUGCUUUCUUUUUAGUUUCAGGUAGCAGCAAUGUCAAAAGGACUGGAGUUGCAGUAUGAAGUUGCCACUCUUCUAUAGCUUAUGGACAUAAGAUAACACAUUCCCUCCUACAGUAUAUUUUGGUGAAGACAUAUUCACCACGGUUGUAGUCCUUUCCUCACUAAUAACUCGACUUGAGAGUCCUUCCCACUUGACCGUUCACCCCUGCCACUUCACACAGAUGCAGCUUGCCUUACCCAACUUUUUGAGCAUGCAUAAGAGGAGAUGGCUGCCAGCCCAACCGUUUACCAAUCACGGCAUGCUCACCAUCGUUUAUUGUGUACACGAGCAAGUGCUCAAUGUUCUUUCCCAUUCAUGCAGCAGUACUUUAUCGACUUAAGAGAAGAGCCACAUGGCUGGCCUAUGCACUACUACUAGAAACAACUAAAGGACGAAUCUUAUAUUGUGUAUUUGCUGUGAUAUAUUUUUAUUCUAAAUUUUUGUUUGUACAAUGUCGCCGUAGUGAGUACACAGUUAGCAGACAGUGUAAAUAACAUUUUAACAUUUAAAAAAAACAUAGAGGAUCACAUAUUCUAAAUAUUUUGUAUCUAACUUAUUUUGAUUAACCUUUCUGGCGUAAAGAUCGCCUAAUGAAGCUAAUUGGAGUGACUAAUUGGGGUAUCGGGUAGUAGAGUUGCAUCGCUAGGACUCACUUUUACUGACUUUUAGUUUGUUGAUAACGUCAUGGUUCUGUAAGGAUUGAGAUGGCUGAGACUGCUGUUAAGCAGCAGUAUUUUUUUAAGUGCAAUAGUUUUUCUAGAAAGAAAAUCUGCUUAGCCAUCAAAGCCAAUGCGAUGUAAUAGAGUAGCGAUUUUAGUUCAUUGGUAUUCAGCACAGUUAUGCAUUUUGCUGUGAGUUAUUCCCUCCUCCCCCUCUUGUUCUUAAAGCCGGGCUCUGCAGUUAACUGCUAGAUCCACCUGCGUGACACUGGAUAGGCCCUCCUCUACCGACGUUGGGGGAGCAAAACCCUGGAAAAGCUUUUGCUAGCAUGAGAAUCAGCUUUGCUGCUGAUGAAGUGGGAUUAUAGGAUAAUGUAUGAAGAAGAGAUAGAAGCGAGUUGAUAACACCACUUCCUCCCACUGAAGGCUAGCAGCUGAUGUCUUCUAUAGAAAUAAGUAUUAUCACAGGCAUCAGAGACAAAUGACUCCAUGGGCUUGAGAACUUGGGUUUUAUGUAAAUAUGUUUUAUGAAUUCAAUUGAGAAAACAAAUACACAGUAGAUGAUAACGAUCCUCAGCCUUAGCCCAGGGACUGAUAAUGCUUUUUGUAGGACUACAAAUUAACAUUUGAUUGCACUAAUGUGAGUGGCCCUAGUUUUAUAGGGCAUUGAGUAUCAUGGAAUGUAGUGACGUUGCGUUUCUCGUUGUGACCCCAAAGUAAAUCUAUCUUACCAUUUAGGAAUUGUCAGUAAUGACUCGUAACCAACAGUGCAACCACCUUUUAAGAAGUAAUUGGAUUGAUUAAGUGUAUUCUGUUUGUUUAUGGGAGGAGUAAAAUAAAAGGUAUUUUCUUA